This is a messenger RNA of Bolinopsis microptera, 1853 nucleotides long. RefSeq names its product type-1 angiotensin II receptor B-like. Gene Ontology annotation, cellular component: plasma membrane. Gene Ontology annotation, biological process: neuropeptide signaling pathway. The transcript has 6 exons. Bases 77 to 1570 code for a protein of 497 amino acids. Lineage: Eukaryota; Metazoa; Ctenophora; Tentaculata; Lobata; Bolinopsidae. The record is from RefSeq and is a predicted model, not a curated record. Gene Ontology annotation, molecular function: G protein-coupled peptide receptor activity.
AUAUUAAAUUGAUUUCUUGUAGGAUUUAGGAAGGAUUAAAGCGAAGAUUGACACAGACAGCCCACGUAUUUCCACGAUGAACUCGACACAAUUUCCCCCAUCUAACGCCACCAUCAGCAUAUACGACGCAGAGCAGGGUCCAGCAGUCUGGGCUAUAGAUAUAGGACUCGGUGCACUUUUCUCACUUUGUCUGCUGCAAGCGCUGCUAGGUAACGCUGUCAUUCUGUUCCUCCUGACACGAUACAGACCCUAUAUCAGUGCGAACGCGUUCACUGUACUGGCAGUGACACUGAGCAUUAGUGAUAUCCUGAUGGUACUGCUUUCUGGGAUACCUAAUGUUAUCACUUUGUUACAAAUGAGGAAUGGCAUGGACCAGCGCUUCUGUGACGUGUCCGGGUUUGCUCUGAACUUCAAUAACAGGCUCAACUCUUUUAUCACCACAUGUAUCUGUUUAGUCAGGUGUUUAGUGGUAGUUAUGCCGAUUAAAGCUCGGAUACUCCUCAACAAGCGAGCCCUCUCCACCAUGGUGUGCGGCUGUGUCUUAAUGGCAGCCUUCUACUCCUCCCUCCCUUUCCUCUUCAGUCAACUAACUAAUGGAUCAAUUACCCGAUACGGAUACCACAAGUGGAUUGGGUUCUGCAUGUUCUUCGUGUACUUUCAAGAUAACUACUCGCUAAAACUAGUCUCCACCCUACUGAUCGAGGCAGUCUUCUUCGCUCCCUUCCUAGUGGCAAUAUUCACUGCCUCCAUUCUACUGUACACCCUCAAACGUAGGAAUAAGUAUAUCGGUCUUGAAGCUAAGAAUGAGACUAAGAGAUCAGCCGUGGUGGUGAUAAUACGGGUCACCAUUCUCACGCUCAUUUGUGUGACACCUCAGCUCGCUUUUUCUAUCUACACCAAAUGUAACUGGGCGUAUAACUUAAACUGGUUCAGCUUGAGAUCGGAAAUGUACCUCAACUACAUGUUUGGACAGCAACUUAUCAUAUACCUCCGUGCCUCAAUUAACCCCUUUAUCAUCGAUAUGCCAGCUUACUUGAAACGAGGCAAAGAAAUGAGGAAGAACGUUAUAGCACAAAAGGAGCACCGAAAACUGUCAACCACAACCAAUCUGAACUGCCACAGUAAGAUAAUUUACAGAGCAAGACCGAGCACUGGGGGACCAGGGACGUCAUACGGCCACUCCGGAACCAACACCCCUCUCAACACGCCGCGCAGUACUGUAGCUUCUGCAGGUGCAUUGGCCGGCUCUCCUCGACUCAAUGAUAAUUAUGACGAAAGUGUUCAUAUGAUGAUUACUAUUCAAACACGCGGACUCUCACCAACAGUGAGGACUCCGGACAGUUUAGACGCUCGGGUACAAAAGUCUGAUCGCGGUUCCGCAACACGGGUGACCUUAUCUGCUGAUAUACCGGACAAUUUUUAUGUGGACGCCUCUCCUAGGAGGAAACACAGAAAUAACGGCAACGCGAAGAAUAAGGAAAAUGUGCCAGAUGAUAGGGCGAUGGAGUGUGAUGGAGUGAAAAACGGGGAGCAAAGAGAGCAGACCGGGGAAACUCGGGAAAAAAGAUAAGGAGAUCAGCAACAGAUUGUUGCUUACGACGUGGAAAGGUGCUCAACAGGACUAAGAGUGCUAAUUGGAGCCAGAAGUUUUUAAUAGGACAUAAUGAUAAUGACAUUUAAGAACAAAUAAGUAGAAUAUUUUAGAAAACUUUUCUACAAACCAACAAAAAUAUACAUAUAAUGAUUAAACUUUUGUACAUUUAACGAUUGUCUCAAAUAUGCGAGUAUUCUAGGUCAAUAUUAUUCUAUGUUUCGAAUUAGGAUGUUUGAACCAUAUUUGUUGUAGCUGAUUU